Messenger RNA from Salvia miltiorrhiza (redroot sage), 1669 nucleotides. RefSeq lists its product as uncharacterized. The transcript has 7 exons. NCBI's taxonomy places the organism in Eukaryota, Viridiplantae, Streptophyta, Magnoliopsida, Lamiales, Lamiaceae. The coding region runs from base 515 to 1459 and encodes 314 amino acids. The record is from RefSeq and is a predicted model, not a curated record.
GUAGCUAAACUGAAAUUUUAUCCUUAGCUACGGAUUCUAUCCGUAGCAAAAUCAGUGUGACUUACUAGCUACGGAAUUUCCGUAGCAAAAUUGGAUUUUCAAAUCUAACGUUCAAGUUUUUUCCCCCAAUUAAAACCUAGUUUUUUCUCACUAUUCCAGCCGCGACUGGUCUUCCAUUUCUCCCACCGCCGUCCUCUCACCGGCGUCGCCACCGUCCUUGCUCGGACGCUCAUCGUCGCAGCCGCCGUCGAUUGGGAUUGCACUGCCCUCGCCCAGCCCUACCCCGUCGCUCGACUCCAUAGCUGCAACAAUUGGACGUUCCAUUAGGCGUGGCAGUGCGGGUGCUACGCGUGGUGGUGGUAGCAGUAGUACUAGUGUUGCACGUGGUGGGGCUAGUAGCGCAUCCUCAGCACACCCAGCAUCAUCAGAUGUCCAUGUGGAGGAGGACUCCGUCGAGGAUGUAGAAUUUUCCAACUCUCAUACGUCAGAUAUAGUGGUUGAUGGGAAGAUCGCGAUGCCAAUAUCACGUACUGGGGUGGUAGGAUCACACAAGAAGAUGUCUAGUGUGAUUACCACAUCUUUCAAGAAAGUGAAGAAUCCAAAUGGCUUUAAUUGGAAAUUAACUCCCAACAACAUCAAAAAAUUGUACUUUGAUGAAUUCAAAAAAGUGUACACAUGGCCUGAAAAGUUUGAGAAUCAAGUCUACAAAAAAUGGUCUCAAAGGGCAGCCAUGAGGUAUAGCGACUUCGUGCACAACAUGAAGUUAAAGAGGGAUGAUGCAGUUGAGGGAGGAGGUAUGCCUGGAUACAUUGACGAGGAUGCAUGGAAGGACCUUUGUGAAUAUUGGGAUACCGAAAGUGUCAAAGCAAAGUCGGAAAAGGCAAGACAAUGCAAGUUAUCUGAACCUGAUGGACCGGGCACCGGGAUUGUCAAACAUAAGGGUGGGUCAAAAUCUGUUGAGGAUAUCGCUCAAGAGUUGGCUGCAGCGAAGGGAGUCCCAGUGUCGAGUGUGAUAUAUGACUCUUUUCGAGCUUUACACGUGAAGAAGGAUGGGACUUACACCGAUAAGAAGUCUGAAAGAAUCGAUGUGGAGGUACAAGAAAUUGCUACAGAGAUGGGCCAAUCUAAUCCUGAUACGCCCGUGGAUAUGAACAAGAUUUAUCUAGAUGUCUUGGGAGGCGGUUUAGAUAAAAAGCAAAGAUUGUUCGGCACAGGUAGUCUCGCAUUGACCUUGAAGACCAAUAUAUCGGGAGAGAGUAGUACUUCAGCUAUGUCCGACAUUGACAAAGAGCAGUAUGCCACUCGCCUAGGAGAUGUAGAGGAGCAGCUUCAAGAGGAGCGAAAAAGGACAUCUCGAUUAGAAGAACAGGUUAAAGUUGCGAUGGAGAUUAUCAAGCAGUUGCAAGGGCAAUCAAGCAGUGCCACUAGCCAUCCAGAUCCACCAUCACAUGUUCCAUGAUUAUACAUGUGUUUUGAUUUUGAUAUCGACUAUCUCUAGGUGUUUGAAUUUAAAAUACUUGUUAGAUAUGUGAUUUUUAAACUAUUUUGGUUUGUGACUACUAUUUCUAGGUGUUUGGUUUUGAAAUACUUGUUAGACACGUGAUUUCUAAACUAUCUUGGUUUAUGACUAUUUUGGUUUAUGACUUUGAUAUUGACUAUUUUGGGAUAA